CAAGCUGCAACAUCCUGUAAUGAAAUUUAACAUUUGAGUGUGUUUGAGAGAACAGUAAUACGAUUGGAACACGUAGACGCCGCUGACUGUGUUUUGUUAGAUAAAUAAACAUCAUUACAUGUUAGUCGACAGGCUUCAGUGAAAACUGUCUUGAAAAAUAAGAAUCUGAGGAACCACGAAGAUGUCAACAACAGAAAGAAACAAGAACCCAAACAGCACGGAGUCGUGGGGAGGCUUCGAGGACAACCCGAUUCAAGGAGGCGGCUCCGCGGUAAUCGACAUGGAGAACAUGGAUGACACCUCGGGGUCCAGUUUCGAGGACAUGGGGGACAUGCAUCAGCGAAUAAAAGAGGAAGAGGAGGUGUCGGAGGAGGCAGCAGCGACGGAGGAAGGGGAUGACGGAGAGUUCUUGGGCAUGAAGGGGGUCAAGGGGCAACUCGGCCGCCAGGUUGCCGAUGAGGUAUGGCAGGCUGGUAAGAGGCAGGCAUCAAAGGCUUUUAACCUGUAUGGCAACAUCGACAUCCUCAGACCCUACUUUGAUGUUGAGCCUAUCCAGGUCAGGAACAGGUUAUUGGAGUCUCUGAUACCUGUCCGAAUUAUUAACUUCCCACAGAAAAUUGCUGGAGAACUGUAUGGCCCGCUGAUGCUGGUUUUUACAUUGGUUGCCAUUCUCCUGCAUGGAAUGAAGACAUCUGGAACUGUCAUUAGAGAAGGCACAUUGAUGGGCACAGCCAUAGGCACCUGUUUUGGAUACUGGCUUGGCAUCUCCUCCUUCAUCUAUUUCCUGGCGUACUUGUGCAAUGCUCAGAUCACUAUGUUGCAGAUACUGUCACUUCUGGGUUAUGGUCUGUUCGGACACUGUGUUGUUCUCUUCGUGACCUACACUGUUCACUUCCAUUCUCUUUUCUACAUCCUGUGGUUGGUCGUUGGAGGACUCUCAACACUACGUAUGGUUGCUGCUCUGAUUUCCCGCACUGUGGGGCAUACACCACGUCUCAUCCUGUGCGCGACCCUCUCUGCUCUGCACAUGCUCUUUUUGCUUUACCUGCACUUUGCCUAUCAUAAGAUUGUUGAAGGUAUUUUGGACACCCUGGAAGGCCCCAAUGUGCCCCCGUUUCAGCGAAUUGCCCGUGACAUCCCUGAAGUUUCAGUGGCCUUGGUGAACACCACAGUAAAGACGAUCAGCGCCACUCUGCAGUCCUAUUAAUCAUGAAACGAACUCUGGAAACUACACAAUGAUUUACAGUCCAUCUUUGGCAAAGAGUUCCGUUCAUAACUGUUUUUGUUCCUGUUUCCAACCUUCUUACUAUUAUUUCAUGUUGUUUUAAUUGGGUAACCUAUUUUUGGUAAAGUCAUCAUCUUCUUUUUCAAAAGGCAAAGACCUCAUGUUAUGGUGUUUUAGUACAGUGUAAGAGGUCAAAAAACAAAAGAAAGUGUAAGCUAUUCCUAAAUUCAUCAGUCUUCGCUGCCCUGUGAUGUGCCACAGGUUGCUUAAUUCUCUCUGUUUCUGUAAUGUUUCACAUACACAUCGGUAUAGCUGCAACUGUUGAUCAGCCUGGUAGCUUUGCAUCAGAGCCUUACCCAGGGCUUGACAGUGGGUCAUUAGACAGCAAGAAAGACACAUAUUUGGUUGCUCGACAUGUGCAGAUAAUGUAAUCUUGCACCAUUCCCAGGUCAAUUAUGUCAUCUGAUUUUUUUUUUUUUUCUUCAAGUAUGUAAUAAUAAAAAAAAUCUUUAUGUAUUUUAAUCUGUUUUUAUCAAGCUGUAUUAUUGAACCAGGAUACAGUAGAUUGCUCAUGUAUUGAUCUGUAUUUUUCAAAAACGUUUGUAUUUUGUUUGGGGUUUGUUAUUAGACAAUUUCUUAGACAAACAAAAAAGUGGGUUUGUGGCAUCUAGGUCUAGAUCUAACGUCUUUUUAUGGCUUUGAUAUACAAAGAUCAAGUCAGUGUCACUUCUCAAUGCUUCCCAGCAUCUCCCAUUGAACUGCAGUGAAAGUGUAUUCAUUGGGACUGUGCUUUAUGGUGCAUUGAUCUACAGUCGCCUGUAGUUUAAUAUGGGUUCUCUGUGGAAUUGGGUCUUAGUUGGAUUGUACAUUAAUGUUCCUUAUCAUGGGUUUACUUUUUUCUUAUAUAUUAUAGUUAUUGUACAGAAAAUAAAAUAAAAUAUUCAAGAAGUUUGAAUACAAGUUUCUUUAUUG
Acipenser ruthenus (sterlet) is the source of this 2197-nucleotide messenger RNA. RefSeq names its product protein YIPF3-like. The record is from RefSeq and is a predicted model, not a curated record. Bases 182 to 1207 code for a protein of 341 amino acids. Lineage: Eukaryota; Metazoa; Chordata; Actinopteri; Acipenseriformes; Acipenseridae. The transcript is spliced from 9 exons. Gene Ontology annotation, cellular component: Golgi apparatus.